CUUCUUCUUGGUUUCCAAGAAGAAACAAAGACAAUGGCUACUCUCAUCGACUCUCAUUUCUUAGCGUUCACCGCACUUAUCACUAUUGAUUAUCAGUUUCUGUUUUUCGACAUCACCGCGCUCCUCAAAUUCGACAAAGUCACUGAUUUUUCCGGCAUCCUUAUUCUUUACUGCACUUUGACCUUUUCCUUGAUUUCAAAAGGAAGCACGAAUUUCAUUACAAUUGCUGUAUUGACACUGGUGAUCAAAGGCUCAUUGUAUUUUCGACAGAUAAUCCUGACGUUGUUUGUUGGGAUAUGGGGAAUUCGCCUGGCGCUUUUCCUGUUAUUCAGGUGUGGACUGUCAGUUUACCGGUCACAUUGGUUAAUGCAAGCGACAGAAAUCCCUUUCUACAUGUUGUGGAUGUAAUAGGUUGGAUUUUGGCAAGUGGGGUUGAUCGGUUCAAGAGACCGUUUGCACAUCUUGAGGAGCAUUGUGGGAACAGUGAACGAAGCACUCCAUUGCAUUGCAGAGACAACAUGUCUCCUU
Molecule: messenger RNA, 528 nt
Organism: Vigna unguiculata (cowpea)
Lineage: Eukaryota; Viridiplantae; Streptophyta; Magnoliopsida; Fabales; Fabaceae
Product: mitogen-activated protein kinase 8-like
Source: RefSeq, a predicted model, not a curated record